Messenger RNA from Prorocentrum cordatum, 519 nucleotides. NCBI's taxonomy places the organism in Eukaryota, Dinophyceae, Prorocentrales, Prorocentraceae. The record is from the annotation of a GenBank genome assembly.
AUGAUUAUUCGCCCGGCUGCUGUGCCCAGCCUUUUUUUGUCAGCUCCAGCGUGGCUCGAAGCUACCAGAGCUCAUCGCGUAUUGCGCCACGUGAUGGGAUGUAGUUCCAGCGUGAACGACGCUGAGUUGCGCCCCCGCGGCGGCGCCGCGGCCUCGCCGCACAUGGUGCGGGCGGCCCCGCUGCCGACGCUGCUGCAGUCGGGGCUCCACCCAGAGCCGGCCGACGCUGACGCCUUCGACACGGCCUCCAGGACUUCUUCCAGGCCCACCACGCUGUCGGCCAUCCAGACGCCAUCCACAGUGCACUCAAACUUGGACUCCCGGACUGGGUCCCAGGUGCAGUCCUCCAACCGCGCCGAGAUCGACGGCUGCAGCACGCGGGAGAUCGAGUCGAAUUUGGGUAGCGGCGUGGGCGUCGUUGAGAACCGGCUCGACUCGAGGGUGUACCUGGAAGAGUUGGAGGCAUCGGUUCUCGAGAUGAUGCAGAAGCCGGAGUCUGGUGGCAGGCCUUGUAUCUGA